Microtus ochrogaster (prairie vole) is the source of this 4320-nucleotide messenger RNA. RefSeq names its product LHFPL tetraspan subfamily member 4 (gene Lhfpl4). Gene Ontology annotation, cellular component: plasma membrane; inhibitory synapse; postsynaptic membrane. Gene Ontology annotation, molecular function: GABA receptor binding. Gene Ontology annotation, biological process: sensory perception of sound; gamma-aminobutyric acid receptor clustering. The record is from RefSeq and is a predicted model, not a curated record. NCBI's taxonomy places the organism in Eukaryota, Metazoa, Chordata, Mammalia, Rodentia, Cricetidae.
GGCCCCGCCCCCGGGCACCAUGCUGCCCUCGCAGGAGGCCUCCAAGCUCUACCAUGAGCACUACAUGCGGAACUCGCGGGCCAUCGGCGUGCUGUGGGCCAUCUUCACCAUCUGCUUCGCCAUCAUCAACGUGGUGGUCUUCAUCCAGCCCUACUGGGUAGGAGACAGCGUGAGCACCCCCAAGCCUGGCUACUUCGGCCUUUUCCAUUACUGCGUGGGCAGCGGGUUAGCGGGCCGCGAGCUCACCUGCCGGGGCUCUUUCACCGACUUCAGCACCAUCCCGUCCAGCGCCUUCAAGGCGGCCGCCUUCUUCGUGUUGCUUUCCAUGGUGCUGAUUCUCGGCUGCAUCACCUGCUUCGCCCUUUUCUUCUUCUGCAACACCGCCACCGUCUACAAGAUCUGCGCCUGGAUGCAACUCUUGGCAGCUCUGUGCCUCGUGUUGGGCUGUAUGAUCUUCCCCGAUGGCUGGGACGCCGAGACCAUCCGGGACAUGUGCGGGGCCAAGACGGGGAAGUACUCCCUGGGGGACUGUUCGGUGCGCUGGGCGUACAUUCUGGCCAUCAUCGGGAUCCUCAACGCGCUCAUCCUGUCCUUCCUCGCCUUCGUGCUGGGCAAUAGGCAGACUGACCUGCUGCAGGAGGAGCUCAAACAGGAGAACAAAGAUUUUGUAGGCACCACAGUCAGUUCGGUGUUGCGGCCAGGAGGUGAUGUCUCUGGAUGGGGAGUCCUGCCAUGCCCUGUUGCUCAUACACAGGCACCCUGAGAGCCAGGACUGUAGCCCAGGAGUUGGCCCGAUCUCAACAUCUUUCGUCUGCUGCCCUCUCGUUCCUGCGGUCAAGCUCCAGACCCCAAUCUCUGACUGCACACAGCUCCAGGCUUUGAAAAGAGGCAGGGGUGGGGUGGCAGCUUGGCGGAAGGCAGAGGCCCUUGGGGUCCUGAUUCUGGUCCUGCCUCCUAAGGGAGCCUGGUUCUCCCUCUCUGGUCCUUCCGUUUCCUUCUCACCGUGUAGACUAGCUGGAGGUCCCUGAGGACCCCCGGGGAAGGAAGCUCUGCAGGGCGGGCUCCUCAGACCCCUUCAGUCUGGAAGGCUGCCUGCUGCCUCCUUGCCUCCCCAAUCCUGGUCUCCUACAGAGACUUCUUCAAGACACUGCCCCAGGAGGGCCAGACUUUUUCCUACUUUAUUUUUAUUUGCUGAUGAUGGUCCCACCACAUCUGCCACAAAGCUCCAGGUGCCACCAGCCCCACCUACGGGGCCUCUUCUGACUCCCUCAUUCAAGCCUGCACCCAGCUCUCAGAGGAAUCGAAGCCGUGCUGAGGGAGAAAAGAUAGGGUCUUCCUUCCCACUGCUGGUAAUCCCUCAUCACCUCAGAGUCUGAGGGGAGACACAGGCUCUGGAGGAGGCUGCGGGAGGAGGCAGCUGAUCACCGCAGCUGGAGUUUGCCAGUUUCCCAGCCUGGGACUGGCCUGGCCUCUUCUCUACCAGGAUAGCUUAUCAGCGACUGAGCCCUUGACUCUGGCCUGUUUUGUACAGCAUAGACUUCUCAGGCCCAUUGUCAGGGUCGGUGGCUGUGGAAAGGGGGCUCAGAGGUGGAGUUAGGGGAUCCUCUCUCCUUCUCUCGCUUCCUACACUCGGACAUCUGCCAAAGGCAGGGACUGUCUUGCGUCUUUGAUACUUUUCUGCUAACUUGAACUUGCAGAUCACCUCUGAACAGGGUACCCUUGUCCCCAUCCCAGGCCCUGUUACCCUGCCCCUGACUCUUUCUCCUCCUUGCCCACUCUCGCCUUGCGAUAUGCCCAGGGUCUGCAACCUCAUGGGCAGUGCUUGGAGUUGAGGUGUGUGUGUGUGUGCGUGCGUGCGUGCGUGUGUGCGUGUGUUUGUGCGUAUGUACGUGUAUGCAUGCGUGUGUGUUAGGGAGGGGCAGAUGAGACUAUCUCUCUUCUCUCACCAUGGGGGCUCCUCUCUUCUCUCAUUAGCAGAGAGAAAAUGAGGGAGAUUCCAGGUGUUUUUUGGACCAUCCUUGGUUACCUUAUAGACCUGGUGGCAGAGCCAUCUCGUCAUUGACAAGCCUUCUGUCCCCAGUGGAGGGGUGGCAGACUAGCUGCAUCUAGCAUAAUGCCUCCUGGGGCAUGGCCUGCCGCGUGGUCCCUGUAUUGAGGAGUGUGUGGCCCCUAUGGGCUCCACAGGGAGCUCAUCACUUCCGUGUGUCACGUGGGCCUCAGCCAGAGUUGGAAGGGUGGCUAGUCCACAUAUUUGCUGUCCUUGUGUUCAAUUCCAAGCUCAGACUUGGAGCUGAGAGUUAGGAUUCCUGAGCAAGACCCAUGACCCAAGGCUGCCCCAUUCAGACCCUGGAUGGAAUCGGAUUCUGGCUUCUGGAAGGAUUCCUGAUACCUGGCAUUUUCCAGACCGCAUCUCCACUUUUCCUCCUCUUUCCUCCAGGACAGACACCUCCCCCCGAGCUUUGGUGACUGCCCUGUGUCCCCCCCACACACUUGUUCCCAUCCAGUCGCCUCCUAGAGCCCCAGCACUGGAGCUGUCUUCUGCAGGUGGCCAGGAGACUGGGAAUGGAUGGGGUGGGGCUUGUAUGAAGGAGAAGAGAGCAGGAGUCAGUUCCUUAGAUUCAAACCAGAAGAUAGGAGGGCAAGGUAGUGGGUGACAUUGGGAACUAGGCAGGGAGGAAGCAGGAGCAGAGCCAGAGAAGCAAAGAUGAGAUGGGAGACAGGCAUGGCGAGGGAGGGGCUGUGUGGUGCAGAAGGAGUUCCAGGAGGGAUCUAGAGAGACACACAGUGAUGGGGAAGAGAAGAAUUGGAGAGGGGUUUCCGUGGAGUAGCGGGCAGUGGGUGAAGAGGAACAGGAAGUGGGAGAUGGAGGUGUGGUUCGCAGUGGGCCAGAAUAAAAUGUGGAGAAGAGGGUCGGCAGGAGGAGGGGGAAGAAGAAAUGCUGGAGGUGGGGCGAGGAGGGCAGCCAUGUGGGUGCUUGAAGACUGUUCCCCUAAGGACACCUGCUGUCCAAGCCACCACCCCCCAUGCUGUGGUGGACAGGCUAGAAACGACUCCAUGGAGGUCAAGGGACUGGAGGUCUGUGGUCCAAGCAGUUUUGUUCCUUUGUGGAGGAGAGAGAGAGACUGUGUGUGUGUGUGUGUGUGUGUGUGAGUGCACGCGUGUUCGCGAGAAUGUGAGUGUGUAUGUUUGUAUGUGUGUGUUUGUAUGUGCGUGUGUGCGUCAGCAGUAGGGUAACCACACGGGGGAGGAAGGAAACUAAUUCCUUCUGGGGAGCCAUCUAACAGUUUCCCAUCCAUACCGUAGCCAACCGGCUACUGCCCAGCAAUUUGAGAUCCAUUGUGGAGUUUCAGGUUGGUGGGCUGAAGUCUGCAGGAGCCCCAGGAUAGCACGGGGAAAGAAGAGAGGUAGUAGUACGUACCACAUUGCGGUCUUGAAGACUGAGAAGCGGUAGGGACGGGGAGAAUGGAUGCUUUAUUCAAGAGCUCAGGUGGGGCUCUGGCAGAUCCGGCAGCUGGAGCGGCACAGUUGGGGCAGGUGAGCCAGUGUUGGCCUUUGGGAAGGGACAGGCUAGGAAGGUCGACAUCUCUGCUUCUGAUCACCAACUAAGAGCUUCCUGACUUUAGGUCAUUAAAAGUCCUCAGCCAGCUGUGGCUGGACAGCUGGUGUUUCUUUCCUGUUUCUGACUUUCUUCGCUCCUGGCAGAGAGUGAAGAAAGCAGCCAUAACCUCGAGGUGGUCUGGUCUCUGAUCCAAAACAAUGGUUAGACUGGUCCUUGGGGCUGUGACAAGUAGAACUCACCUCUCAGGACCGCAGUGUGGAGGAGGGCCUUCCGAGGGCGUCAGGAUGUGGGGGAAGAUUGACAGAGCCAAGAUGACGGCUGGCAGCUGGAGCUCUGGGGAAGGAGCCCAGGACUAAGGGUCCCCCUUGAGCACAGAGCACACUAGUUCUUCUCCAGCCCCCGGUGUGGAAAAGGGAAACCCUCUUUUUGGAGGGGCAGGGCUCCUUCUAGUACAAGAAGUUUCUAUGGGUUCUUGCCUGGCUCAGUCAGAGCUAGGGUAGGACUGGAGUUUUCCUGAGAAAGUGAUCAGGAGCGGCCAGCCCUCCCUAGGACUCCGACAGCCCUCCGAGGCCCUGUGCUGGGUGUUAGGAUAGAUUGGUGUUGUCUACACCCCAUUAGUAAGUUCUGUCUUGAAUGUGUCCUUGAUGUUCAUUGUCCAAUUUGGUAACAUUUCUUUUGGUCCUGACCCCUUCUGCUGCUGCUGGAUCUGAGCUUCAGUGCAGGUGGAAUGAUGUUCAAAUAAAGACACAAUUUAUAUCACC